Molecule: messenger RNA, 766 nt
Organism: Homalodisca vitripennis (glassy-winged sharpshooter)
Lineage: Eukaryota; Metazoa; Arthropoda; Insecta; Hemiptera; Cicadellidae
Product: peptidoglycan-recognition protein SB1-like
Exons: 3
Coding region: 58-642 (194 amino acids)
Biological process (GO): innate immune response; peptidoglycan catabolic process
Molecular function (GO): peptidoglycan binding; N-acetylmuramoyl-L-alanine amidase activity; zinc ion binding
Source: RefSeq, a predicted model, not a curated record
GAUAGAUUAGGCUAAUCUAGUCUGUGAAGUACAGACCAGAGUCCUGAGCUGGGCAACAUGCCUGUCUCUUACACCUUACUUCUGUGUCUCUUCACAGCCUCAUCUGCAGAUGUUGUCGUAAAGGCCCGCAGUGAGUGGGGAGCUGCAGAACCUACAGAGCCCCGAACUUACAUAAAUGGUGAGGUGCCAUUUGUCAUCAUCCACCACAGCGGAGGUAACAACAACUGCUCCGGCCGUCCCUGCAGUCAGAUAGUACGCAACAUCCAACACUACCACAUGCACGAGAAGAACUGGGCAGACAUCGGUUACAACUUCCUAGUGGCUCCAACUGGAGAGGUGUUCGAGGGUCGAGGCUGGGGCAUUGUGGGGGCUCACGCAGUACUGUACAAUCAUAAGAGUGUCGGCAUCUGCUUGAUCGGAGAUUAUCACCAAAUUGAUCCUCCUCAAGUUCAGAUGACUGCUGCAAAAGAACUUAUCAUGCAAGGUGUCAGCAAGGGAAAGAUCAACAGGUUCUAUAAGCUGAUAGGCCACCGUCAAAUACGUGCAACAACAUGUCCUGGAGACAAACUCUACAAUAAGCUCUUGUUUUGGCCCCGAUUUACCCCUGAUCCUAAUGCGGUUUCUUUCAGAGAUUUUUCAUAGUUUAUUAUCUCUUCCCAAACAUUAUAUAAAAAAUAUACAUACCCUACUAAUUAUAAUACUGAGUAAGAAAACCCAUGUUGUAUGUAUGAUGAUUACAUUUUGAUGCUUUGCUGGAGAUAUCAAC